AUGUCCAACAGUAUUGAACGAGAUCAAAUUUUGAAAUCCAAGCUGAACUUGGUAUAUAAAAACAAGAACAAAAUACAACCACAGGAGUUGUUCACUAGAAAAACUAGCGAGGCCGACACUCUGCCGGGGUACGCUGACGUACAGAAUGUGAUAAAGACGGUUGAGGCGGACGUCCCCGAAGACCUCGAUCAACUGAAGGAGAACUUCGGCCUUGACCUGGACGUGUAG
Messenger RNA from Macrosiphum euphorbiae (potato aphid), 228 nucleotides. The record is from the annotation of a GenBank genome assembly. Lineage: Eukaryota; Metazoa; Arthropoda; Insecta; Hemiptera; Aphididae.